Messenger RNA from Pteropus alecto (black flying fox), 3669 nucleotides. RefSeq names its product semaphorin 6C (gene SEMA6C). Gene Ontology annotation, biological process: positive regulation of cell migration; neural crest cell migration; negative chemotaxis. NCBI's taxonomy places the organism in Eukaryota, Metazoa, Chordata, Mammalia, Chiroptera, Pteropodidae. Gene Ontology annotation, molecular function: chemorepellent activity; semaphorin receptor binding. The transcript has 20 exons. The coding region runs from base 310 to 2241 and encodes 643 amino acids. The record is from RefSeq and is a predicted model, not a curated record.
GCCGAGCCGCGGCGGGAGUGGGGGCUGCGACUGGGACCCUGGGCUCGCCCGACCCGACAGCGCCCGGGAGCCCAGAUCCAAGCUCCAUCCAGCUCGGACGCUCAUCACACCUCGCCCGAGCUCCCACCACGGACUGCGAAGUCGGCGCGGUGCGGGGCCCCUGCCCGCCCGCUGCGAUCUCGAUCCCCCUGGCCCGCAUCUCCGAGUCGGAGAUCUCCUAUCUCCCUCAAACCCCUACGGGAGUCACCACACCAGGGCCGGCAUAUGGGUGAGGGGGCACCCCCUGGGGCCUGAGCUGCCCCGCACAGGAUGCCCCGCGCCCCCCGCUUCAUGCCCUGGCUGCUGCUGCUGCUGCUCUCACUGCCACACACCCAGGCCGCCUUUCCCCAGGACCCCCUCCCGCUGCUGACCUCUGACCUGCAAGGUACCUCCCCAUUAUCCUGGUUCCGGGGCCUGGAGGAUGACGCCGUGGUUGCAGAACUUGGGCUGGACUUUCAGAGAUUCCUGACCUUGAACCGGACCUUGCUAGUGGCUGCCCGGGACCAUGUUUUCUCCUUCGAUCUUCAAGCUCAAGAAGAAGGAGAGGGGCUGGUCCCCAACAAGUAUCUCACAUGGAGGAGCCAGGACGUGGAGAACUGUGCCGUGCGGGGGAAGCUGACGGACGAGUGCUACAACUACAUUCGCGUUCUGGUCCCCUGGGACUCGCAGACGCUCCUGGCCUGUGGGACGAACUCAUUCAGCCCCGUGUGCCGCAGCUAUGGGAUAUCGUCGCUGCAGCAGGAGGGCGAGGAGCUGAGCGGGCAGGCUCGAUGCCCCUUUGACACCGCGCAGUCCAACGUGGCCGUCUUCGCAGAGGGCAGCCUGUACUCGGCCACAGCUGCGGAUUUCCAGGCCAGCGACGCUGUCGUGUACAGAAGCCUUGGGUCUCAGCCUCCGCUCCGCUCCGCCAAGUACGACUCCAAGUGGCUCCGAGAGCCGCACUUCAUCCAUGCCUUCGAGCAUGGCGACCAUGUCUACUUCUUCUUCCGAGAGGUCUCUGUGGAGGAUGCUCGGCUGGGGAGGGUGCAGUUCUCCCGUGUGGCCCGCGUGUGUAAGCGUGACAUGGGCGGCUCACCUCGGGCCUUGGACCGCCACUGGACAUCCUUCCUGAAGCUGCGGCUCAACUGCUCUGUCCCUGGGGACUCUGCCUUCUAUUUUGACGUCUUACAGGCCUUGACUGGGCCCGUGGACUUGUUUGGCCGCUCUGCCCUCUUUGGGGUCUUCACCACCCAGACCAAUAGCAUUCCUGGCUCUGCGGUCUGCGCCUUCUACCUGGAUGAUAUUGAGCGUGGGUUUGAGGGCAAGUUCAAGGAGCAGAGGAGUCUGGAUGGGCCGUGGACCCCUGUGUCUGAGGACAGGGUCCCCUCCCCCAGGCCAGGAUCCUGUGCCGGAGUGGGUGUAGCUGCCUUGUUCCCCUCUUCCCGAGAUCUCCCUGACGAUGUCCUGACCUUCAUCAAGGCUCACCCACUGCUGGACCCCGCUGUGCCACCGGCCACCCGCCAGCCUCUGCUCACCCUCACCAGCAGGGCCCUACUGACCCAGGUAGCCGUGGAUGGUGCGGCUGGUCCCUAUGGCAACACAACAGUUCUGUUCCUCGGCUCCAACGAUGGGACAGUGCUGAAGGUGCUGCCCCCAGGGGGGCAGCCUGGGGGCCGCGAGCCCAUCCUAUUGGAAGAGAUUGAUGCCUACAGCCCCUCCCGGUGCAGUGGGAAGCGGGCAGCCCACACGGCACGGCGGGUCAUAGGGCUGGAGCUGGACACUGAGGGUCACAGGCUCUUCGUGGCUUUUUCUGGCUGCAUCAUCUACCUCCCUCUCAGUCGGUGUGCCCGGCACGGGGCCUGCCGGAGGAGCUGUCUGGCUUCUCGGGACCCGUACUGCGGAUGGCAUAGCUCCAGAGGCUGUGUGGAUAUUAGGGGACCUGGUGGGACUGAUGUGGAUCCAGCUGGGAACCAGGAAUCCAUGGAGCACGGUGACUGCCAAGACGGAGCCACCGGGAGUCAGUCCGGCGCAGGGAAUUCUGCUUAUGGACGUCUCCCUGUUGCUAAGGAGCAUGUGACCGUACUGAGGUUUAUCUCCGAUUGGCAAGAUGGAAACAUUUUCGAUGACACCCUGAAAUGGAAGUAUCAGAGACUCCCAAGGCUGAUGAGCACUGUGACUCUCUGGCAGGGGAUACAGUAUGCUGAGUUUCCCCAACAUAUUUGAUCUUCGAACUCUUUUUCAGGAAGCAUCUUAAGAGUCUAAAUAAAUCUACGGAGCUUAGAGAAAUAGCAAUAAAUCAGACUAAAUCUAUUUCUCUAAGGAAAUCGAGGCAUUUAAUACUGAAUUAACAAAACAAUAUGUUAAGUAGUCAAAGCCUGAGGAAGUCUUGAUAGACAAAAAUGGUAGGUGGCUUCUCUCACCUGACAGAUCAACAAUAUUAAUAACAAGUAACACUGACUACUUACUUUGUGCCAGCUACCUCUCUAAGAGAUUUAUAUAUGUAUUAGGUUGAGUCAAGAUUUUCAGUUUGGUUAGUCAAUAUCCCCAGUAACCAGCAGGAGAUACGGUUCCUACCACUAUAAACUCCUCUUUCUGAAGAGUCACAAGCAGAACUCCGCAAUAGUGGGGUGGGGACUGUCCACAUGACACACGUUCACGUGGUUCAAUGGAAGCGGAGCAUUCACACUCAGAAACAAGGAACUGGUUAAGUGUCACAGCUGAAAGGACCUCGACAGAUAAUUUACUCUAACCAAUAUGCCAGAAACGUGGAAACCGAGACCUGAAGAACCGAUUUAUCCAAGAUCAAAGAGCAAAUCAAAAGAAUAACAAGCACGAGUUGGACAUACUGCUCCCCUCUGCCACGCCGCUCACCCUCCACGUCUGAGCAGAGAUCUUUAUGACUGCACCCAGUCAGAAAAACGGGCUUGGAGGGAUGUUCUCACCACCCAAAUGUCAAUGGUAGAAAGAAAUCAGAACCUGCCUUUAUUUAUGAUGGAGACUGCCAGAGAGUUCCAGAAAGAUUGCUAGAUGACUCUUUAGCCCUACGUACAACUACUAGGCUCCACUUGAAUGAAGCCCUGAGCCUUUUCUCCGUAGAUAGCUAUCUCUGGCUAAGUGACCUCGAACCUUUCCGUUUUAAGUGUCAGAAGGGUACUCACUAUUCACCAUAUACCCGCUCACUUCCAUUGGAAAUGCCAAAAUAACUUUUACUUCCAGUAAAAACAAACCAAGCAAACCUGAAGUCCACAGGGUAUGACAAUGGGAGAGGUGGCUGUCCCAUGUAUUUGAUGCUUUAUUGCAAGACAUCCAAGCGGCUACUCUGAAUCAUUCUACAAUAGCAUCAGUCAAAACACAACACAGAGUAUUUCCAAAAAAUCUGCUAAUUAAGACUAAAUAUUUCAAUCUGAAGCAACUGAAGUCAGGGCAGACAAACUUGAAACUGCGAAAAUACAAAGGAGUAACUUAGUCAUCCUCUGGUAUUAUUCAGCUGUCUGAUUAUAUGACGUAGUGAUUUUUCUUUCUGAUGCUCAAGGACACUGCAUCCCUUCUUCCUAGUCAUCUUUAAUUAACCGUAAUUCUUUAAUAUUUCGUGCAAAUUCAAUCUGCUGGAGAUUUAACAACAAGAGGAGAAACAGUGAUUGGCCCAGCAGA